AUGGCUGAAAUACGAGAUCAGUAUGGGAACCCAAUUCAGCUCACCGACGAACAUGGCAACCCAGAACAAUUGACCGAUGAACAUGGUCAUCCCAUGCACCUUACUGGUGUGGCCACCACAAAAAUCCAUGAUGAACCAGAUAGAGAUACCACUGAGGGAACUUUAGCUAGUACUGCUGUUGGUGUUGGUGGUGCAAAAGAGCAUGAUCAGCAGCUGGAUCAACAGAAGCAGCAACAUGAGCUCGAGGUUUCUCGGACCAGUAGCUCCAGCUCUGGCUCGUCUGAGGAUGAUGGGCAAGGUGAAAUUGAAGGACAAGGUGGGGAAGUUAGGAGAAGGAAGAAGAAGGGUUUAAAGGAGAAAAUAAAGGAGAAGUUAACAUGUGGGAAGAGCAAGGAGGAGCAGUCACAGACAGAGAGUUUUACAAGCACAGCCACAACCACUAUAUCCACUGGUGCAACCAGCCCCGGUGCUCAACCUGAGCAUGAGAAGAAAAGUGUGAUAGAGAAAAUCAAAGAAAAAUUGCCAGGCCACCAUAGCCAUUAA
Quercus robur (English oak) is the source of this 543-nucleotide messenger RNA. RefSeq names its product late embryogenesis abundant protein. NCBI's taxonomy places the organism in Eukaryota, Viridiplantae, Streptophyta, Magnoliopsida, Fagales, Fagaceae. Bases 1 to 543 code for a protein of 180 amino acids. Gene Ontology annotation, biological process: response to water. The record is from RefSeq and is a predicted model, not a curated record. The transcript is spliced from 2 exons.